Molecule: messenger RNA, 399 nt
Organism: Racocetra persica
Lineage: Eukaryota; Fungi; Glomeromycota; Glomeromycetes; Diversisporales; Gigasporaceae
Source: the annotation of a GenBank genome assembly
AUAGGAGAUGUCUUAAAAGAUCCUAAUGAUAUAAAAAGACAUCGAUUGAAAGAUGAGUUUGAUAUAUUGAUGAAUUACAGUGUGGAGAUUCCAUGUUCAACAGAUUGUAUUUUCAGUGAUCAUGAAAUAAUAAUGUGUAGAUCUUUUUUAAAAGAAGAACAGAAAAUUUAUAUUGAAGAUGAUGAUAAAAUUAAUUUGGGGGAUGCAUUUGAAAGAUAUAAUUCUGGUUAUCCAGUUAUGAUUUCAGGUGGAACUAUUGAAGUAUCAUAUCAUCCAGAUAUGACAGAUGUUAACAAUAUUACAACAUUUUCUCAAAUGGUUGUAACUCAAAUUAUGGAUAACAUAGAUAAAAUACCAAAACCUGUUAUUAAGGGAGACAAUGAAGAUGAAGAUCUUUAA